CUUUCUUUUCCAGACUCGCUGUGGAAACUCCGCUGCGUCUCCAUAGAAACCCGGCGGCGGCGGUGGCGGCCGUCACCGGGGGCGGGGCUCAGGCGGAGGCCCCUCCCCCUCCCCGGUUUGCAACCCCUCCCAGCCAGGAGCAAUCGCGGUCACCCUUAACCUCUGCGUUCCUCUUCUCGGCUGUCCUCCCUUUCUGUUGUCUUUUCGUGCCCCAAACCACAUCCUGGAGGCCGCCCUCCUGCACGGUCCUCAGCGGGGUCGGUGCACCCGGCGUCCGGGCCCGGGAGCCUUAGCGCUCGGCCUCUCUGUCCCGGGCCCACCCCUCGGCCGCGCUGAUUGGCCGCUCCUGGGCCACCCUCCGUCCCCGGGCAGGCAGGGUCUCAGCCUGCGGAAAGUUUUCUGCGCCGGGAGGAAGUUAGACUUUUGGAGAUUGUGAGAAAGCAGCUCUCGUGGCUGCUGGGUUCUGGGAGGCCAUGGAGGAGCCCCCUUUGCGAGAGGAGGAAGAGGAGGAGGGGGAAGAAGAGGAGGAAGAAGGAGACGAGGCUGGGCCCGAGGGGGCUUUGGGCAAGAGCCCCUUCCAGUUGACCGCCGAGGACGUGUAUGAUAUCUCCUAUGUGAUGGGCCGCGAGCUGAUGGCCCUGGGCAGCGACCCCCGGGUGACACAGCUGCAGUUCAAGAUCGUCCGCGUCCUGGAGAUGCUGGAGACGCUGGUGAAUGAGGGCAACCUGACCGUGGAGGAGCUGAGAAUGGAGAGGGACAGCCUCAAGAAGGAGGUGGAGGGGCUGCGGACAGAGGGCUCGGCGGCCGGCAGGGAGGUAAACCUGGGACCAGACAAAAUGGUGGUUGACCUGACAGAUCCCAACCGGCCACGCUUCACUCUACAGGAGCUAAGGGAUGUGCUCCAGGAGCGCAACAAACUCAAGUCCCAGCUGCUGCUGGUGCAGGAAGAGCUGCAGUGCUAUAAGAGUGGUCUGAUUCCACCAAGAGAAGGCUCAGGAGGACGAAGAGAAAAAGAUACCCUUGUCACCAGGCCCAGCAAUGCCAGAAGUAACAAGGAGGAGAAGACCAUCAUAAGGAAGUUGUUCUUUUUCCGAUCAGGGAAGUAGACACAGCUCUAAGGCCACGACUAAGGCAGAGGGUCUCGGACUCAACAAGGCAACGCGCCAAGACUCCCAGACACAUCUCUCGGUGCCACGUAUAUGCACCGUCAUCGCCCAUUUGUUUCCCCUGAAAGCCACCAAGGAGGAAGGAGGGGAGGCACUCUCAUGAUCACUGUCUGCCAGGCCGCAGAACUGGACACCCCUGGGCGCUUGGCCUGGGCAAGACAGGAGAAGGAAAGCAAAACAAGACCCAAUUCCUGCUCCAUUCAGCCUCGCUGUGGGGGGGCCUCCAGUGUGUGCAUGCGCCUUCCACUUGUCUGGUCCCGCAGGUGACCCUCGUCUCUACCGUGUGGUAGCAGUAAAAAUGCAUGAGCCCACAGGGAGAGGGGAGGAGAGAACGCAGGAAAAAAUGGUAAUGACAUUCCAGUAAUUUCAUGGAUAUGUAGUGAAUAUUCGAUUUUGCUUCAUGUGACUUUACAUGAUUUUACAUGAUUUUGUAUCAAAGUAAAAUGACUUUUAUACUUUC
This is a messenger RNA of Lynx canadensis (Canada lynx), 1626 nucleotides long. RefSeq names its product Rab interacting lysosomal protein like 2 (gene RILPL2). The transcript is spliced from 4 exons. The record is from RefSeq and is a predicted model, not a curated record. NCBI's taxonomy places the organism in Eukaryota, Metazoa, Chordata, Mammalia, Carnivora, Felidae. Gene Ontology annotation, biological process: cilium assembly. Gene Ontology annotation, cellular component: ciliary basal body; cytoplasm. Gene Ontology annotation, molecular function: protein dimerization activity. The coding region runs from base 474 to 1106 and encodes 210 amino acids.